UCUAUAUAUACAUUGUUUAUAUAAUUCCUCUCCUACUCAUCACACCCUUAUCAUCUCUCUCCCCCCUCUCUCGCUCUUACCAAUAAAAAGUCAGCGCCUUCUUUUGUCUGCCUCCUCCUUUCUUUGUCCUCAAACAGUGAUAGCUAGCAGACACAAGGUACAGAUUCAGAAACCUUGUCUCUCUCUCUCUCUCUCUAAAUGGAAGACGAUUGGGAUCUUCAGGCGGUGGUAAGAGGCUGCUCCACCGCCACAACCACCAGCAACAGAAGCACAGCCACCACCAACAGCAACAACAGCACAUGCUUCAAAAUCUCAAACUUCCAUUCAAGCCCUGCUUUUUCUUCUUCAUUUGGUACCGCUACUCUGCAGCCUGGCCUACAGCAACAACAAUUCCAAGUGCUUUUCUCUCUUCCAGAUCCCAUUAAACCCAGAAAUGCCAUAGAGGACUUGCAUGAGCUUUACAAGCCCUUCUUCCCCAAAUCUCAGCCUCCCCUCUCCUCACAAAUCACACCACCACCCAAUCUCUCUCCUUUGACUUCUCUCACUCCUCUGACCGCACCCAAAGAUCAAACACAUCCCAUUCAACAACAUCAACACCAAAACCACUACCAGCAGCAACAACAACAACAACAGUCCAAGCCAUCAUCUCAUUCUGUUUCCUCCACCACCACCCCACGAUCCAAAAAAAGAAAGAACCAGCUUAAGAAAGUGUGCCAAGUACCAGCUGAGAGGCUCUCUGCAGACAUAUGGGCAUGGCGUAAAUAUGGCCAAAAACCCAUAAAGGGCUCCCCAUAUCCAAGGGGAUAUUACAGAUGCAGCAGCUCAAAGGGUUGUAUGGCCCGAAAACAAGUGGAGCGGAACAGAUCCGACCCGAAUAUGUUCAUAGUUACCUACACGGCCGAGCACAACCACCCGGCCCCAACUCACCGCAACUCGCUCGCCGGCUCCACCCGCCAGAAGCCCUUCUCGCCGCAAACCGUCACGGGCAGUGACUCUACCAAACCCACUUCUCCGGCAACCUCGGCGUCCGUCGACGAAGACCCUGUUGUACCUCAGAGUACAACCAUGGAAAGCUUCAAAGAAGAAAAGGGCAGUCCUAUGGUCGACGACGACGACGAGGAGCUCUUUGGGAUGUGUGAUUCGGUCGUGAGCGACGAUUUCUUUGUGGGUUUGGACGGUCUCGCCGGAGAUUACUUUUCCGAUCAUUCUCCGACGAGCUUUGGCGUCACCUGGGUUUCUAGUAAUGCUGCGACCGCCGCUGGCAGUAUCUGAUUCGUCGAUAAAAGUCAUCUCUUUUGUCAACACUUCUCUUUAUUUUUUUCUUUUGGGGGUAUUUUUGACUUUUUGUUUAGAGAGAGAGAGGGAGAAAGAAAGGGUUAGGGGUGUAACUAUGGGUGGAAUCUUGAUUAACAAUGCUUAGUUAUGAAAUUAGUUGGGGGGGAAAAAGGCUUGUAGUUUUAGAUUAGUGAAUUAGUUUUCUUUUUUAUUUGUUGAUUUAUUUUUGGUUUGAGUAAAGUUAGUGGUAGUGAUUAGCUACUACUAGUAUAUUACAAUGAAUAUUGGUGAUUUUAAUUUGUUGAUCA
Prunus avium (sweet cherry) is the source of this 1583-nucleotide messenger RNA. Lineage: Eukaryota; Viridiplantae; Streptophyta; Magnoliopsida; Rosales; Rosaceae. The record is from RefSeq and is a predicted model, not a curated record.